CAAUCUUCGCAUCGUCGAUCAGGCACAUGCUCCAUCGGAAGGCCAAUGUCACAGCUAGCCCUGUGGACAAAGAGACGAACAACCUGAAAAUCUAACAGAUUCUGUUGUUACGUCGUAGUCUGCAGCAUGCCGCUUCAUAUAUUUUGUCCCGAACAAAGCGUAUACAUUGAGACAGGAUCCUUCGAACAGAACACCACAGACUGGACUUCUUGUACUGUACUGUAUGCUGAUCUGGUCAUCAAAUCCUACUGCUUCAUCAAGCCACAUCAUCACCAUGCUAUCGAAGGUCGUCACAAUUGGGCUUCUAUCCGCCGCUGGGUGUACUGCUCUCUCUUCUAACGAAAUACCACCUUACUCUUGGGCUAUUCAUAACUUCAAUGGGAUCUGCUGGACAAAGACCUGCCGGGCAUGGGACUUUAGUAUAUCCGGCUCUACUGGUCAAUUAGGCCAGCCUGCUUUCGAAGCGUACGAUUGUGGUCCGGACAGCCGAAUCGAUGAGCAUCAGCACUGUGAAGGCAUGGAGAUGAAUGUACCUGGUAGUGUGACUGUGCAAAUCGAAGACGUCACCUAUCAGUUACACGUAUUACGGCAACCAAUCGGUUAUGUUUUGCGGCGAUCCAGGUCAGCUCAUGUUUCUUCACCCUACCGACUUCAUCAUCGUGCCGCAUGCGGUCUUUGCUGUUGGAUUGUAAGACCCAAUGAUACCACAUUAUAUUGGUCGGAGGGACGUGUCAUCUUUGAUGCAUAUUUUUUAGCUAGCUGUCUUGGCCGAUGAGGCGGACGCAGGGAAACGUGCGUCACGUUGGAUCUCUCAGACAGACGUUGCGGGUAUCGUAGUGUAGAGCCCAUCAGUUGAAAGCACGUCAUUCCCGGCUUCGUGCUGUGCCUGAAUACCCGAUACACGUUCCUUUCAUGAAAACUCUUGCAGGACUUGAGAGCCAGACAUUAUUUCUUGUUCAGCGUUGCCAACGGAACCUAUUGCGUCCCACAAGGGCCGCCAUCUCAGAUAUCUUGACCCAAAUACAUGUUGACAACUAUUCGUUCCUGAAAAGUGGGCUGGGACAUGCUCUUUGUGUAAAG
Molecule: messenger RNA, 1080 nt
Organism: Boeremia exigua
Lineage: Eukaryota; Fungi; Ascomycota; Dothideomycetes; Pleosporales; Didymellaceae
Exons: 2
Coding region: 224-775 (183 amino acids)
Source: RefSeq, a predicted model, not a curated record